Messenger RNA from Hibiscus syriacus, 1301 nucleotides. Its product is annotated as dihydrodipicolinate reductase-like protein CRR1, chloroplastic. The transcript is spliced from 9 exons. The record is from RefSeq and is a predicted model, not a curated record. Lineage: Eukaryota; Viridiplantae; Streptophyta; Magnoliopsida; Malvales; Malvaceae. The coding region runs from base 64 to 1062 and encodes 332 amino acids. Gene Ontology annotation, molecular function: 4-hydroxy-tetrahydrodipicolinate reductase activity. Gene Ontology annotation, cellular component: chloroplast stroma.
GGUUUCACCGUUAUCACUUAUCAGCUAAAAAGGGUCAGCAGCUAAAGAUAACAAAGAACAUCCAUGGCGACGUUGAGCUGCCACUUACAUCUUGCUAUCCGUCGACUUCCUGGCAAUGCCAGCAGAGUGAGGCCAUCCUUCUCCUGCUCAGUGCAACCCUCUCAAAGCAAUAUUAAGGUUGUUAUAAAUGGAGCAGCAAAGGAAAUAGGAAGGGCUGCAGUAAUUGCAGUGACUAAAGCUAGAGGAAUGGAGGUGGCUGGUGCAGUGGAUUCCUAUUGUGUGGGAGAAGAUAUAGGAAAGGUGUGUGAUAUGAAAGAGCCUUUAGAGAUUCCAAUCAUGAAUGAUCUCACUAUGGUUUUAGGUUCGAUAUCUCAGGUAACAUUUCGAUUCCAAUAUCUUUCUAAGUUGACAUUAACAGAACAUUCACCUUUGAUACCAUACCAUUUUGAUCUCAAUGAAUUCUCUCAGUCAAAAGAAACAGGAGUCGUCAUCGAUUUUACUCAACCUUCAGCAGUUUACGACAAUGUAAAACAGGCAACAGCAUUUGGUCUGAAAAGUGUGGUUUAUGUGCCUCGAAUAAAGGCUGACACAAUAUCAGCAUUAUCUGCAUUUUGCGAGAAAGCCAGCAUGGGUUGCCUAGUUGCACCAACUCUAUCCAUAGGAUCCAUUCUCCUCCAGCAAGCCGCCAUUCAAGCUUCCUUCCACUACAAUAAUGUAGAAAUUGUUGAAUCAAGAGCUCAUGCAACAGAUCUUCCUUCACCAGAUGCUGUCCAGAUCGCCAACAACCUCUCAAAUCUUGGUCAGAUCUACAACAGAGAAGACCUUUCAACCGAUGUUUUGGCAAGGGGUCAAGUCCUAGGUGAAGACGGGGUGCGUGUUCAUAGCAUGGUCCUUCCUGGGCUUCCAUCUAGCACAACAGUUUACUUCUCUGGACCAGGGGAGGUCUACACCAUCAAACAUGAUAUCACAGAUGUGCAGUGCCUCAUGCCAGGCCUACUCUUGGCUAUUAGAAAGGUUGUCCGACUAAAGCAUCUAGUGUAUGGCCUGGAGAAAUUUCUGUAGAACCCCAUUACUCUUCAAGUUCCUUGGUGUAUAACAAGACCCAUGGCAAAUCCAGUGAAGAAUCAUUUCCAUCCUGCAAACAAACAUUUUACAAAAGGAAUGGUGUAUGGCCGGGAGAAAGUUAUGUAGAAUUCCAUUUUUUUUCAAGUUCCUUCUUGUAUGAGCUAGAUUUUUGGCAAACCAGAGAGAAUCAUUUUCAUCCGGCAAAUAAUUUAUGAAAGGAAUGGAUUUCCUUCUUC